Molecule: messenger RNA, 702 nt
Organism: Zymoseptoria tritici IPO323
Lineage: Eukaryota; Fungi; Ascomycota; Dothideomycetes; Mycosphaerellales; Mycosphaerellaceae
Exons: 2
Coding region: 1-702 (233 amino acids)
Biological process (GO): GPI anchor biosynthetic process
Cellular component (GO): endoplasmic reticulum membrane
Source: RefSeq, a predicted model, not a curated record
AUGGCGGCAGACGAGACAGAGAUCAAGUCAGUGGCUCUGCUGCAGGAUCAAACAUCACAACUUGUGGCCAACCUGCACCCGAUCCUACUGGCCUCCCUAUUGCCCGUAUUUUUUGGGAGAUUGGUUGGCGACCCCGUCAAUACGUUGCUUGCACUGGCGCCCACGGUCGCGAUCAUACAAGCAGUAUACUGCGUAUUCUGUCUUCCGGUCAACAGUCAAGCACCACCACCUCCCAAAUCCAAACCAGGCCAAAAGAAACUGCCCAAACCAGUGCCAGAUCUCGGGUCAAAGCUAGUGCCCGCGUUCCUCUCUUUCGUGCUGACGCUCACACUAUCCGCUCCCGUCCUCUACAUAGCCGCCAUCCUGUUCGGCGCGCCGCUCAUCUCGCAUCACCUCCACACGCUUCUCCUAGCCGUCCACCUCGCCCUCCUCACGACUCCACCACUCUUCUACGUCCACGGUCUUCACGCGCCCACAUGGCUAGCGCUCGCGAGUUUGCAACAGCCGGUCGACGAGACAUAUGGAAUGGCGCUGGGCGCGGUCGUAGGAGCUUGGGUGGGAGCUGUGCCAAUUCCGCUGGACUGGGAUCGCGAGUGGCAGAAGUGGCCGGUUACGAUUAUUUGUGGGAUGUAUGGAGGUGCUGUGCUGGGCAAGGUGGCGGGUGGCUGGCUCUUAAGAGGGAGGAAGAUGAAGAUCAGUUGA